Limanda limanda (common dab) is the source of this 1284-nucleotide messenger RNA. Its product is annotated as eukaryotic translation initiation factor 3 subunit H. The record is from RefSeq and is a predicted model, not a curated record. Gene Ontology annotation, molecular function: protein binding; translation initiation factor activity; metallopeptidase activity. Gene Ontology annotation, cellular component: cytoplasm; eukaryotic 43S preinitiation complex; cytosol. Bases 35 to 1060 code for a protein of 341 amino acids. The transcript has 8 exons. Lineage: Eukaryota; Metazoa; Chordata; Actinopteri; Pleuronectiformes; Pleuronectidae.
GCAAACGGUCCUUCCUUCUAACGCGUGCUAAGAAAUGGCUGCUCGCAAAGAAACAACCCCGGUUCCCACCGCCGCAGUGGCCACCACCAGCGGAACUCUGGACUCUCCGGUCAAACAGAUCCAGAUCGAGGGACUGGUUGUGCUAAAGAUUAUUAAGCACUACCAGGAAGAGGGCCAAGGGAGCGAGGUGGUUCAGGGCGUCCUGCUGGGCCUGGUCGUCGAAGACCGGCUGGAGAUCACAAACUGCUUCCCCUUCCCCCAGCACACUGAGGAUGAUGCAGACUUCGACGAAGUCCAGUACCAGAUGGAGAUGAUGCGUUCACUGCGUCACGUCAACAUUGACCAUCUGCAUGUGGGCUGGUACCAGUCCACCUACUAUGGCUCCUUUGUCAGCCGGGCGCUGCUCGACUCCCAGUUCAGCUACCAGCACGCCAUUGAGGAGUCGGUUGUUCUUAUCUAUGACCCGAUAAAGACAGCUCAAGGCUCCCUGUCCCUCAAGGCUUACAGGCUCACUCCAAAACUAAUGGAGAUCUGCAAAGAGAAAGAUUUUACACCUGAGGGCUUGAAGAAGGCCAACAUCGGCUUCGAGCAUAUGUUCGAGGAGGUGCCCAUCAUCAUCAAGAAUUCCCACCUCAUCAGUGUCAUGUUGUGGGAGCUGGAGGAGAAGUCCACGGUCGCCGACAAGCACGAACUGCUCAACCUCUCAAGCAGCAAUCACUUGGAGAAGAGCCUUCAGCUUCUGAUGGACAGAGUCGAUGACAUGAGCCAAGACAUUGUCAAAUUUAACACCUACAGCCGCAACCUGAGUAAGCAACAGCAGCAGAAACACCAGUACGUCCAGAGGCGGCAGCAGGAGAACGUCCAGCGACAGACCAGAGGCGAGCCCUCCCUGCCUGAGGAGGACAUCACCAAAAUGUUCAAGCCUCCCCAGGCUCCACCACGCAUGGACACGCUGCUUAUUGCAGGGCAAAUUAACAACUACUGCCAGAACGUCAAGGAAUUCACCUCCCAGAACCUCGGGAAGCUGUUCAUGGCGGAGGCUCUGCAAGGCCACAACUAGAGGAGACGACAGGGCGAGAGGGGGAGAAGCAAGUGCAAGAAAGAAAGGAAAGAUAAUAGAGAUGCAAAACCACUUCUGCAACAGCUGGAGGAACACUGCGCCUGUGUUUGUUUUCUAAGAAUUUAUUCAUUGUUUUUAUGCCUAACUACAUCUUGGAUACAAAUGUAUCUUUGAAAAUCACUUGAUUUUGAUUUGAAUAUUUGAAUAAAAGACUUUCAUCUCUA